CGCCGCUUCCGGGCGGUCCGGGGCUCUGACCUGAGGCGGGCGGGGAUGGCGGCGGGCGGCGGCUCCCCGAGCAUCGUCGAGUUCUUCGGCGGGGAGGAUGGCUACCGCUGCGGCUACUGCAGGAGCGACACCGGCAACAUCUCGCACGGUAUGUGGGCACAUUCGAUGACAGUUCAAGAUUACCAGGAUCUCAUAGACAGAGGAUGGCGAAGAAGUGGAAAAUAUGUCUACAAACCUAUCAUGAAUCAAACAUGUUGUCCUCAAUACACAAUAAGGUGCCGGGCUUUGCAUUUUCAGGCCUCCAAGUCCCACAAGAAGGUUCUGAAGAAAAUGUUGAAAUUUAUUUCCAAAGGAGAUGUUUCGAAGGUAGCGAGCGAAGAAGAGCCGAUGGAUUCCCAUAUAGAGGAUGUGGCCACGUGUGAUUUUGCAUACAAAAGUGAGUCUCAGGUCAGUCAGUCUGACCUGACUCCCUUGGCUGUGGAUCAGGCUGAGAGGGUGGAGAAUGAAGAUGAGGACUCAGGAGAAACAAAAGAGGGCAAUGUGCAGAAGGUGGAAUCGGAUUCUGCUCAGGUCUGUGCAGACAAGGACACCCCAGUCCCUGCAGAGCCAUCACAUUCAGCUAAAGCUGUUCAUGCACCACCCAAGCCAGGGAAAGGGGCUGAUCUGAGCAAGCCCCCGUGUCGGAAAGCAAAGGACAUCAGGAAAGAGAGGAAACUCCAGAAGCUCCUGCAGAACCAGAUGGGCACAGCAGAAGGCUCUCAACUUCAAGGAGAUCAAACUUUCCUCUUGCAAAACUCUAAAUCUAAAACAAACCAGCCUAAAAACAUUGAAGACUUUGUUUUUGUCCCUCUACCUGAUGAUGCACGACACAAAUUAGAGGUGAGGGUGGUGAGAUCAUCUCCACCAAGUUCACAGUUCAAAGCCACAUUUCAGGAGUCUUACCAGGUCUAUAAACGUUACCAGAUGGUCAUUCACAAGGACCCACCUGAUAAACCAUCCAUAAAUCAGUUCACACGAUUCCUCUGUGAUUCCCCUCUGGAGGCAGAGCAUGCCCCAAACGGACCAGAGUGUGGCUAUGGCUCCUUCCACCAGCAGUACUGGCUGGAUGGGAAGAUCAUUGCUGUUGGUGUCAUUGAUAUCCUGCCCUACUGUGUGUCCUCAGUCUAUCUGUACUAUGACCCAGACUUCUCUUUCUUAUCUUUGGGAGUCUACUCUGCAUUACGGGAAAUUGCUUUUACCAGACAGCUUUGUGUAAAAGCUCCUGAUCUCUGUUUUUAUUAUAUGGGUUUCUACAUUCAUUCAUGCCCCAAAAUGAGAUACAAGGGUCAGUACAGGCCCUCUGACCUGCUGUGCCCUGAGACCUACGUGUGGACACCCAUUGAGCAAUGCCUGCCCCUGCUCGAGCACUCCAAGUACUCCCGCUUCAACCAGGAUGGAAAAGCAGUGGAUGAAGGCCGCCUGAAGGAGCUGGGCAGGGUGAGGGUGCUGCACAAGAGAACCGUGAUGCCUUACAGCGUGUACAAGAAGAGGAGGAAGGGGCCCAGUGAUGAAGCCAGUGUCCAGCAAUAUGCCAGCCUGGUGGGACAGACCUGCUCAGAGAGAAUGCUGCUGUUCAGGAGUUGAAGCCCCACGAGAUGGCAUUUCAGUGGCUCCACAUUUCAUUGCACUGCCCCUGGGCGAUGUGUACCAUAGUCGUGUGCUGGUGUGCCCACUCAGACAGGCUGAAACACAGGUAUAUAGCCAGGCUUGUGUCAAUACAUGGUGCUGUGUGUAAAGGCCAGCUCCAGUAAAUCUUACAGCAAGGCUUUAGCAAUAUAAGUUUAGAAAAACACGCUUGCAGUAUAUUUUAAUUAAGUAGUUCUAGCCUUUCUAUGCAUUAUGAAUAAUUCUAAGUAUCUAAGCAAAAUGAAAAACAGGUGUCUUUUUUUUGUUUUUUUGUAGAGAUGAAGGUUGACUAAGUCUAGAUCAAGAAUCAUUGUUACAGAUGUUUUCAAAUAGCACCUUGGGUAUCUGUUGUUAAAAAUUGCUGUGAAAUUUGUGCUCACAUUUGUAUGCUCCUAAAAUCUUGCAAGAGGACUGAAAUGUGCUAUUACUUUCCAGCAUGAUACCAUUUUAUUUCAGCAGUAUGUUUAAAAAACAGGAAGGAAUUAUUUUCACUGCACAUUCUUCAUUUGUUUAAAGCAGUAAGUCAGUGUCAGAGGUCCCAGUGAGUGUAGGAGCUCGUGGUAGGUUCUCAGUGGCAGGGGAUGCAGUGCUUUGGAAAACUUUUCCCUUCAGAGAAGAAGCAGAACAGUUGCACUAUAAAUAUACCAAAGAUAUGCAGCCAAGUGGCACAGUGGUUUUUGGUAUAAGCCUUAUCCUUUGUCUAACAGGAGUGGGUAUUUCAAUGCACGUGGCUAAUGUGAAAUAGAGCUCAGGAGGUUUAUCCUGCAGCUCUCAGUGCACAUUUCAGAACUAUGCUAACAACAGCAAGACAUAAGGUACCACUGCUGGGUUUUGUUGCAGGUGCUUUUUUUUCUGUAGAAUUGUACAGGAAUUAAAUACCAUAUUCCAGCUUUUUUACUGACUGUUUUGUUUCUGGUGCAGCAGCUCAUGGAUUAACACUUUUAAUAACAUUUUAGUAAAUACUUCUGUUGGAAACACAGGAAGUUGUGAUCCUUUAUGAAAGCACUUUAUUAUCUCAUAUAUGAGCGUUGUCUGUGUCCCCAUUAAGUCAUAUAAGUUGGAGGAAUUUGGGGAAAUAACACUGUUGUAUAAUUCAGUAAUGUAUUACAACAUUGUAACAUUACCAAUGCAUUUGUGCUUCUUAUCUUCUUGGAUAACAGGGGCUGGUAUUUACCUUGAAUCCACUUGGAGUUUCCUGUUAGCCUUUGAACAAAGAUUCUUAUUCAAGGAUGUGUGGGUGGUUUUCCCCCAGAAAGGAAACAAAUGCAGCAUCUCCUGUCAUUCGUGGAUUCAUUGAUUUAAUUUUAAACACUUGGCCACUAUUAUUAAUCAUUAAUUUUUAUGUGGAGCAGAUGUAAGAACUGGGAAAUCAAGUGCAAUGCAGGUUUAACUUUAUUUUUCAUAUCUGUUUGAUAUGAAAUUAGUGUAUAUUGCAAUAUUAUUGAUAGUCCAGCUUCAAUGGCAACUUUAAAAAGUCAUUUUAUGUUUUAUUAAUUGGGCUGUGCAGUAUUGAUCUGCUCCCAGAAUGGCCAUUCACGUCAGCAUCAUAUCUGGUGUGUGUUUAUCUGUGGCCUGGUACUGAGAGGUUUCUUUGCACUGUUGCUUCUGGUUUGUCCAUGCCUUACCUCAGCCUCCUGCCAUGGGGAGAAGCACUGAGUAAUCCUCACGAAGAUCAUUAUGAAGAAUUCCUUUCUGUGGAGAAAAUGCUUUUACCACUCUGUUAAACAGUGUCACAUUUUCUGCCUACACAGUGUGCUGGAAAGUGGUGAUGCCCAUAUGGCUUGCAACCAAAAUAAACCAGAAAACCUUUUUAUGUGAUACAAAACCAGUUAACAGGCACUGAGGAGUUUCACUACGAAUUGCAAAAUCUUAAAGGUUAUCAAAGCCAUUUAAUGAUGAGCUCCUGGAGAAGUUAAAAUUUCUGUUCAGUUUCAAGGGAGCAGACUUAGUGUCCCCACUGAGGGUUCCAUCUCUGUGUGCCCAUAUUUGUCACUGAUAUGCCUUGGACUAGACUUCUAUCUGAUGCUGUUUCUCUUGGGGAGCUUUUAAGGGCUGCAGUCAGAGGAAAGGGAGAGAAGCAUCAACCCAAAACCUGAGCACAGCUUGAGGUUGUGCUUGGUGUGGGCCCUGGGGGUAAAUGAGCAUUUCCUGUGAGUCUGAAAUGGUGCUUUGGCUUUGUGACCCCCGGGACUGCAGCACCACGGCACACUGGGCUCCUGCUCAACUCAAAUAUGGGUUUGUAUUAAAAAGCAAAACCAGGCAGCACCGAGAUGAACUCCAAACUGAGUUCAUCUCCUGUGGUUUGCUGAGAUCUGACUCACUUUAGUGUUAUUUUAGAAGGAAACCGGGGCAGUGUUUUUGAGUACUGAUGCCUCUAUCCCUGUUUUUGGAAGGGAGACAGAGGCUGAGGAUGAAGUUCUGUAAAUUUUGCCUGUGACUUCAGUGGAGCUGAAAAUUCACCACUAUUACAAUAUUAUUUAAUAUAUUGUAAUUGCCAAUUACUGAAUUUAGAGAUAUUUAACUUAGCACAGAAUAUUUUAUAAAAGGUUUUUGUGUGUGUGUAGCUGGUUUUUGAGAGUCCAUCUCCAAUGUAAGGUUGCCUUGUUCUGUCAUCUGUUGAUAAAUGAGCAUAAAAUGGUGGUAACAAAAUGCAGAGUUGUGACCAGUGCUAAAAAAUGCCAUUUUUUGUUUUAGUUGGAAAGAAAUGGGAAGCUUACACAUGUCCAGCAUCAACACGUGUCAGUAAAUUCAAAACCUGCAUGUUGAAUUUGUAAUUGCUUUUUAGCAGGCCUGUUUGACUUGCAAGUGUAGAAAAUAAAGUUAUUUCCAGUCUCUGUGAAUUAUUAUAAGAACUAAUAGCUCUGAAUGUGAUUUCUGCAUUAGUUUGUAGGAAUUUCAUUAUCCUGGAGAUUGACCAAGUGUCCAGUGAACAGCAAAAUCAAAGAAUCCAUCAAAGGGUAGCAGCUUUAGAAGAGAGAACUUGCAAGUUUAAAAUCAUGUCCAAAACACAUGACCUGUUUUGGAAUGAAGUUUCAGUUCCAGCCAGCCAGAUUAAUGAAGAGAUUGCAUGAAAUAUAAUUGAUGCUUCUUUUCUGAGCAGAAGAAAAUAAAAUAAAAUA
Messenger RNA from Zonotrichia leucophrys gambelii, 4784 nucleotides. It is a transcript of the gene ATE1, whose product is annotated as arginyltransferase 1. Gene Ontology annotation, molecular function: arginyl-tRNA--protein transferase activity. Gene Ontology annotation, biological process: protein arginylation. The record is from RefSeq and is a predicted model, not a curated record. The transcript has 12 exons. Bases 46 to 1623 code for a protein of 525 amino acids. Lineage: Eukaryota; Metazoa; Chordata; Aves; Passeriformes; Passerellidae. Gene Ontology annotation, cellular component: cytoplasm.